AUGAGCGCGAUUGGUACGACUAAUGGCGGUCGGAGCGGCGGAGGGCAGCGGAGGAGGCCGUCCGUUGUGUGGGAAACGGGGGAGGGAACCGGUGCGGAGGGGCGGAAUGCGGUGGGGGAGGGACGGAAUGCUCUAUGGGAGGGGUGGGGUUCACCGGGGGAGGGGCGGAAUGCGCCAGGGGAGGGGCGGAAAUGGACCGCGCGGGAGGGGGAAAGAAGGGGUGGAGCGAAUGCAGUGAGAGGCGCAGUUUGGCGCAGAGGCGCAGUGGAGACGCGGGAGGCGGCGGGGGGAAGAGAGGCGGCAGGGGGUAGGGGGGCGGGAGGGGGGAGAGAGGCGGGAGGGGAAAAGGAGGGAGCAGAGAGAAGAGGAGAUGAAGAGGGGCAGACGGGAACGAGUGAAAGCAGGGUAGCUGCAUGGGCAAGGGGAGAAGAGGGGAGAGGAGGGGGAGGGGCGCAAGGAAUGAGCAGCGACAGCAGAGACGAGAGAGUGAGGCAGCGGAGCAGGGCAGACGGGUGGGUGGGGCCAUCUUGGGAGAAGAGAGGGAAUGGGGAGUCGAGAGCAAUGGGGCCAGAGGGGAGAGUUGGGGGAGGAGGGAGAGGGACUCAACGGGCGAGCAGCAGCAGUCACAGCAGCAGGGUAGACGCGUGGGUGCCUCCCUCUUGGGAAAAGAGAGGGAAUGGGAAUUUGAGAACAAGGGGAGCUGAGGGGGGAGGAGGGGUUGGGGCGGAAAGGACGAGCAGUAGUCGCAGCAGCAGGGUAGACGCGUGGGUGGCUCCUUCCUGGGAGAAGAGAGGGAAACGAGCAUGGUGGAUGGAAGGCGAGGAUGGGGGGAGUGGAGGAGAGGGGGGGAGUGGAGGGGAUGGGGGGAGUGGAGGGGAUGGGGGGAGUGGAGGGGAUGGGGGGAGUGGAGGGGAUGGGGGAGUGGAACGGACGGGAGUACUGCAAGGGACGGGGGACGCUGUAUCAUCAGCCACAGCAGCAGCUGCAGCUGCAGCAGGUGCUGGUGGGUCUUCCAGUGGUGCUGUGGUUGCUGAUACAGCCGUGGUAAGUGCCAGUGGAUUACUGAACGAGCAGUCGCACUCACCAUCCACAGCAGCAGUCGGGGGUUCUACCGAUGGUGCGCCCACAGCAGCAUUUCACGAGCAAUCACAGUUCCCUGACCGACCAGCGGCAGUAGCAGCAGGAGCGGCAGCAGCAGCAGGAGCAGCAGGAGCAGCAGCAGGAGCAGGAGCAGCAGCAGCAGCAGGAACAGCAGCCGCAAAACAAUUGGUGGUGGCUGCAAGUGUUGGUGAUCAACCCACACGAGCACGAGUGGCAUAUCCACCAUUCGACACAGAAGAGCCAGACGCAGCAGAAUCACACGCAGGAGAGCAAGCCGAAUCACGAGCAGCAAUGGUAGCAUCGGCACUGAACACAGCAGAGUCACAUGCAGCAGAUCGUGCUGAGAGCCCGACUCCUUCCCCUGGCAGGGCUUCAAAGGGCGGCGGGCUGGGAGGGCAGUCACGCACACAGGAGCAGCAGUGGCCAUGGGAUGAGGAGGAGGGGGAUAUCCCAUGCGCAGGGAUUACCAGUGUUGCUGAUGACGAUGGUGAUGGUGGUGUUGGUGGUGUUGGUGGUGGUGGUGAUGGUGUUUCCAGUGUGACCCGGAGCAGAGCAGCAGCGGCGGCCACUGACAGUAGCAGCACCAGGAAGAGCGGCAGGAAGAACACUUCUUUCACCAGGGAUGGCAGCAGCAGCAGUAAGAAUGCCCCUCUGGAGUCUGCUAGAAUACCCAGGCUGGAAUUUUCAGGAAACGGUAUACCCUCCUUGCCGUCUCAAAGCAGCAGCAGGAGCGGUAGAAGCAGCAACAGCGGAAGCAGCCUGGAAGUUUCCCGGGACAGCCCCGUGGCGCUCGCGCUGCAGGAGAGGCGCAAGGUGGUGCGGGCGGCGCUGAUGUCAGCGUUUGAGGAGGUGAAGCUGGGGAAGGUGUAUUCCAGGGAGCUUAUGAGGCACCUCCCUGCCUAUAUCGACCAGCUCGUGCUCCAGGUGAGGCUUCAGGUGCCUUUUCAGGCUGUAGCCCUCAAGUCCGAUCCGCACUACACCUUCCACUCCUUCCCCCACCGCGCGGCCAUCGCAGUGCACCGCUCUGCACCGCACCUGCUCGCGCGGUGGCUGAAGCAGACGGCCAAGCAGACCUUCGCCCGCACUGCCGCCCUCAUCACUCUCGCUGCCGCCAUGCAUGCUGAUUCCACUGAUGCUGCUGCUGAUGCUGUUUCUGCUGUGGGGGGAAAUGCCCUUGCCAGACGAGAUGGGCCGCGUGAGGGGGAGGAGCAGGAGCGGCGGAGUGGUGUGGUGUGGGUGCGGGAUUACAUCGAGUGGUUGCACCGAGCAGGGGUGAAGCAUGAUGUGGUGGGCCGCAUCGUUGUCCGCAACCCUGCCAUCCUUGCCACACCGAUCCACGACCUUCAGGUGGGUAGCCCGCACGAGCGGGCAUGGGAGCGGUUGCACCGAUUAGGCGUGAAGCAUGAUGUGGUGGGCCGCAUUGCCGUGCGCAACCCUGCCAUCCUCUUUUGGUUGCACCGGGCAGGCAUGAAGCAUGAUGUGGUGGGCCGCAUUGUCGUGCGCAACCCUGCCAUCCUCGCCACGCCCAUUCAUGACCUUCAGUGGGUGAGGGAUGACAUCAAAUGGUUGCACCGAGCAGGCGUGAAGCAUGAUGUGGUGGGCCGCAUUGCCGUGCGCAACCCUCCUUGCUGCACCCAUCCACCAGCUUCAGAAGGCGUGCGGAGGGAGUGGGUAGGAGUGGUGCUCAGCAAGACGCCAGGCGUGCUGGUGGAAUCUCUUACGGUUUUCUCCUCGCUUACCCAUUUCCCCCCUUCCCUCUCCCGUGUACCUUCCGCCAUGCCUUUCAUCGGGUAUCUCCCUCCUCUCUUCCCCUUGCUCCAGGUCCGAGUAGACUACCUGGUCGACCAAGUGGGUGUGCGGAGGGAGUGGGUAGGAGUGGUGCUCAGCAAGGCGCCAGGCGUGCUGGUGGAUCCAUUUGAGAAGCUUCUAGGAAAGGGGCGGCUGCUGCAUGCUAUGCUUGAGCCGCUGGCAGCGCAGCAGCGGGAGCAGUGGGAGGAGCGGGAGAGGGAGAGGAGGGUGAGAGAGGCGGAAUGGGAGGAGGAGGCAAGGCUGAGGGAGUGGAGGGAGGAGAGGGAGGAAAGCGAGGAGAGGGAGGGAAGGGAAGGAGAGGCAAUGGCAACAACCACAAUCCCAGCAGUAGGAGCAGCUGCAGCAGCAGACAGAAGAGCAGCAGCAGACAGAAGAGCAGCAGCAGACAGAAGAGCAGCAGCAGAUGCAAGUGCAGCAUCACAGAAAAGAGCAGCAGGUGGAGAAUCAGAGUCGCUGGUUCUAUCUCUCCCCCCCCUCGCCUCUCGAGACAUCCCUGCAGCUCUCCGCCUGCCAGACUCCUUCCAGCACCACCCGUUGCCGAAAAGCGUGUGGGAGCUUGCCGGCACAGUGGUGUACAACCACCCUCACGUGAUGAGCGACGAGGAUUUACCGAUGGAGGCACUUGAGGCAAAGUCCAGACGCCUGUCAGCUGCCUUCCAGCGCCGCCCGUUGCCCAAGAGUGUGAGGGAGCUGGCGGGCCCAGUGGUGUGCAGCCACCCUCACGUGAUGAGCAACGAGGAUCUACCCAUGGAGGCACUGCAGGCGAAGUGGCACAGUGGUGUAUGGGAGCUGGCAGGCACAGUGGUGUACAACCACCCUCACGUCGUGAGUGACGAGGAUUUACCCAUGGAGGCACUGCAGGCAAAGAUACGGGAGUCAUGCUGGAGUGGAUGGGGUCCGUCCAGUCUCCUGCUAGCCAGGCUCCUUCCAGCACCACCCAUUGCCUUAACGUGUGGUGGAGCUGGCAUCACAGUGGUGUGCAACCACCCUCACGUGAUGAGCGACGAGGAUGUACUCCUCAUGGAGGCACUGCAGGCGAAGUGGCUGGCACAGUGGCUGGCACAGUGGCUGGCACAGUGGCUGGCACUGUGGCUGGCACAGUGGCUGGCACAGUGGCUGGCACAGUGGCUGGCACAGUGGCUGGCACAGUGUGCUGAUGAGAGAAAUGGAUCUUCAGGUCAAGCUCACAUUCUUCAGUCCUUACGUAUUGUGUGCCAUUGUAACGAGCUCGCAUUCUUCGAAUCGCUCCACAUCAGGGGAGUGGGCCUCGCUAAAGUCAUCGUGCGCCGCCCGCAGUUGCUGAGCAGCUCGCUGGACGCCACGUGGCAGCUGCUGAUUCGCUACCUCUCGCUGUUGGGGCUCACCAACACGCAGAUCGGGGAAAUGGUGGUGCGCCACCCAAAGGUGCUGCAGCUCACCGUGCAGGCGGAUGUCUCUCCUAAGGUAUGGGUGAGGUAUAGGAGAGAUGGUGAGAUGGUGGUGCGCCACCCAAAGGUGCUGCAGCUUACAGUGCAGGCAGACGUGUCUCCCAAGGUUCGCUUCCUCCGGCUGAUCGGGAUUCCCGAGGCAGAUGUAGCGGGAGUUCUGCACCGCUUUCCACCCAUCCUCACCUACAGCCUCGACAAGAAGAUAAGACCACUGGUUCGGUUCCUCGUCACCGAAGCAGGAGUCCCGGACCACGAGGUUUGGAAGGUCGUGGUGGCUCGGCCGGACUUGGUGGCGUGCCAUCUGGACGACAGGCUUCGUCCGCUAGUGCGCUUUCUGCUAUCCAUGGGCGUAGUGAGGGAAGAUGUGGGGAGCAUGGUGGUGCAGUUCCCCCCUCUGCUCAAGUACAAUCCGGCUAUUCUCAAGCCCAAGUGGCGGUAUUUUCAGAGGACCAUGCGGUUGACUGUCGAUCAUCUAGUGGCUUUCCCACGAUUCUUCAGCUAUGCCCUGGACACGCGCAUUGCUCCAAGGCACCGCCUGCUGCAGCAGCAAGGGCUGUCCUUCAGCCUGAGACACAUGCUGUGCUGCUCAGAUGAGCUGUUCUUAGAGCGGGUCAAGUGGGCGCUGCAGGGGAGAGGAGAGGGAGGUGGAGAGGGAAAUGAGGUGGAAGGGAAGAGGAAGGGAAGAGGAAGAAGGGGAGGAAGCAGAGGAGGGAGAGGAGGAAAAGGGGGAAUAGAUGUGGAGGAGAAGGGAGCAAGCGUAGCUUAUUAA
Molecule: messenger RNA, 5106 nt
Organism: Closterium sp. NIES-65
Lineage: Eukaryota; Viridiplantae; Streptophyta; Zygnematophyceae; Desmidiales; Closteriaceae
Source: the annotation of a GenBank genome assembly